Messenger RNA from Prosopis cineraria, 2017 nucleotides. RefSeq names its product protein DETOXIFICATION 53. Gene Ontology annotation, molecular function: antiporter activity; xenobiotic transmembrane transporter activity. The transcript has 3 exons. NCBI's taxonomy places the organism in Eukaryota, Viridiplantae, Streptophyta, Magnoliopsida, Fabales, Fabaceae. Bases 129 to 1826 code for a protein of 565 amino acids. Gene Ontology annotation, biological process: xenobiotic detoxification by transmembrane export across the plasma membrane. The record is from RefSeq and is a predicted model, not a curated record. Gene Ontology annotation, cellular component: membrane.
AAAAAUAUCAAACCUGCAAUGCCAUGGCCCAGAAUCAUUUCUAGCACAACCCAACCGUCCGUACACUUGUUUCUUCGGACCAUGCAAUCUGCUCUUUCUUCCAAGUUAUCUACGACUUGUGGAUAAACAUGUGCACCGGGAAUGAUGAAUCUCGAGGAAUCCUAAAUGGUGGUGAGGCUGUGACUUCCAAAGUGCAAAGAAUGAGAGACAGAGAUGACGACGACGACGACAACGAUAAUAAUAAUCAUAAUAGCGAUGAAGGCACUUCUUAUGCUUUUAGCAGCAAAAGUUGCAGAUUUGUUCAUGGCCUUCUUCACCACCUCACUGCUCAACUUCCUUCCCUUUCUCUCUCUGAGGUGAGAGAGGAGUCACAAUCGCUGGCCAAAGUUGCAUUGCCCAUUAUAGCAACAAGCACUCUCAUGUACUCUCGUUCUGUGAUCUCCAUGCUCUUCCUGGGUCGUCAAGGCAAAGCCGAACUAGCCGGAGGAUCACUAGCCAUAGGCUUCGCCAACAUCACUGGUAUCUCAGUCCUCAAAGGUCUCACCAUGGGAAUGGACCCUAUUUGCUGCCAAGCUUAUGGAGCUAAGAGAUGGUCCGUCCUUAGCCAAACCUUUCACAAAAUGCUCUGUCUUCUCCUUCUUAUUUCCCUACCUAUCAUUCUCCUUUGGAUCAACAUGACAACUAUACUUCAAUGGCUCGGUCAAGACCUUGAAGUCACCAAAGUUGCUCAAGUUUACUUGCUUUUCUCUAUCCCUGAAUUACUUGCUCAAGCUCACUUGUUCCCUUUAAGGGCUUUUCUUAGGACUCAAGGCUUGACCACUCCUUUAACAGUGGCUGCGUCUUGUGCUGCUGUUUUACACGCGCCUGUGAAUUACUUUUUGGCUAUGUAUCUCAAGCUAGGAGUGAAAGGUGUUGCUUUGGCCACUGGUUUGAACUCCAUUAACAUGAACUUGGGCCUUGUGAUUUACCUUGUCGUCUCCAAGAAGCCUCUGAAACCGUGGCAAGGACAUGGUGGUGGAGGAGAUCAAAAGAAGUUCUUCAUCGCAGCUUUCCAAGGGUGGGGCCCACUGCUGAGCCUCGCGUUGCCUAGUUGUCUGUCUGUCUGCUUAGAAUGGUGGUGGUACGAGAUAAUGUUGUUUCUUUGUGGACUCCUAGGUAACCCUCAAACCACAGUGGCCACCAUGGGAAUCCUCAUACAAACCACUGGUCUACUCUACAUCUUCCCAUUCUCUCUCAGUUCUGCAUUGACAACAAGAGUUGGUCAUUCCUUAGGAGCAGGACAACCCUCACGUGCACAAUGUACAGCCAUUCUAGGGCUUUCUUUAGCAUUCAUAUUUGGGGUUUUAGCCUUCUUCUUCACAGUGUCUGUGAGGAAAGUGUGGGCGAGAAUGUUCACAAAUGAGAUACAGAUCAUAGACAUGGUGACAAGCGUGCUGCCAAUUGUUGGCUUGUGCGAAAUAGGGAACUGGCCUCAGACAGCUUCAUGGGGGAUCUUAUCUGGGACAGCACGUCCUAACGUUGGAGCAAGAAUAAACUUGUGUGCUUUUUAUGGGAUUGGAUUGCCUGUGGCCAUAGUUGCUACUUUUGUUUACAAAUUUGACAUGUUGGGGUUGUGGAGUGGGAUGCUAGCUGCUCAGAUUUCGUGUUUCGCUAUGAUGCUUUACACAUUGUGUCGAACAGAUUGGGGUCAGCAGAGUAAGAGAGCAGAAGCAUUGGCCAUGAAAACCAUAGACAGAGAGGUAGAAGACAAGGAGGAGGAGAAGGAGGAGGGUCAGGACCAGGAUCAGAUAGAUGAAGAAACUGGGCUGCUCAAUUCUGAUUUGUGAGAGGGAGAUUCAAGAGUUAAUUUGUUCGUUUGAUUAUAGGAAAUAGAAACAUUCUUUCUCGGUUCUUUUGAUUCAUAUUAGACAUUAAUAAUUUAAAGGAAGAACCAAUCAAUAGAGGCUUUGGCUUUUUGAACAACUCGUUCACACUAAGCCUUUUUCUAAUUAAUUAGCAAUAUUUGGGCUUCAUGUGU